AUGAAUCGAAAAAGAACAUUGCCAAAUGAAGUGAGAUUUCCUUAAUAUCAAAAUUGGGAAAAAGCCACUGGCAAAUUUUUAGGUCCAGGUACCUAUAAUGAGAGUUAUGCUGUACUAAAACUUAAAGCCUAACCGUGUUAAUAAAUUUAUAGACCACAAUCGAUCGGUAAAGAAGCAGGUAGAUAAUGCUAUCAAAUGAAUGGGCAUCAAAUGGUAUAUGAAUCGACAUUUGAAAGUCCCUUAGUGAAGAAGCUUAAUUUCAAGCUUAACAUUAAUAAUGAUAGCGCAAUAGCAGCAAAAUAAGCAUUGAGGAACAUGACUUAACUAGCAGAAUCAUAAAAAAGAUCGCAAACUCGUCACAAUGAAACAAGAAUCGGUUUAAAAUCAAAUCUAAAAGCAAACAACACUUAGAGUUUCAAGAGAAUGUCUAUGAGCACCAAUAUCUCAGUAAAUUGUUUAUACCUUAAUUAAUUGAUUUAGAAUACUAAUUAUUCGAACUCUAAGACUCUAAUUCCUAACAGAGCAUCGUAAGCAAGCCGUAGAAAUAUUCAAAACUAUCUUAGUGAUGCAGAUUUGCAAAACUUUGAAGAGGGAGCUGAGACUGGUGCAAUGACAAUGCCUAUAAUUAAUCAAAGCUAUUAAUUAGAUCACUCAAAUCAAAAGCAAAAGAUCUUCUAUGCCAAAACAGCUUAAAACUUUUUUAACCUUGCUAGAGGAUAUACCAAACAAUCAAAGUCAAAGGGGAAAAGAAAUCCUUAUUCUAAUCAAAUUAAUGAUCAAAUUGAAAGAUCAAUCAAUAUAUUACAGGCUUAUGGUGAGUAUGAUAACUUCAAAAAAUACUAGGUAAAAUUGCAAGAUGCCAAAAAUAGAACUAAAAGCUAGAAUGUAUCAAGUCUUUCUAUUGUAUAUCCAUGA
Molecule: messenger RNA, 915 nt
Organism: Stylonychia lemnae
Lineage: Eukaryota; Ciliophora; Spirotrichea; Sporadotrichida; Oxytrichidae
Source: the annotation of a GenBank genome assembly